GGGGCUCGCCUUUAUAACCGCCGCUAGGCUCGCGGCUCAGCAGAGCAGCCUGGCCACGCGUCCCCAACGUCCCGGGUCCCAACGCCCCAGAACGCAUCUCCUAACCGCCACCGCGUCCCCGGGACGCCAUGGGGUACCCGCGCUGUGCCCCGCUACUGCUACUUCUGCUGCUACCGCUGCUGCUCACACCGCUGGCCGGGGAUGCCGCGGUCAUCACCGGGGCUUGCGACAAGGACUCUCAGUGUGGAGGAGGCAUGUGCUGCGCUGUCAGUAUCUGGGUUAAGAGCAUAAGGAUCUGCACACCUAUGGGCCAAGUGGGAGACAGCUGCCACCCCCUGACUCGGAAAGUUCCAUUUUGGGGGCGGAGGAUGCACCACACCUGUCCCUGCCUGCCAGGCUUGGCGUGUUUAAGGACUUCUUUCAACCGGUUUAUUUGUUUGGCCCGGAAGUGAUCAGUUCGAAGUAGGAACUUGAAACGUGAACCUCCACUGCACAUUGUCAAGUCUCACUUGUAAUUGUGUCAAACAAAGAAUACAUCAGAAAGAAAUGUUCUCCCUUCCUCGACUUUCCAAGUAACGUUUCUGUCUUUGAUUUUUGAAGUGGCUUUUCUUUUUUUCUUUUCUUUCUUUGAAGGAGAGUUUUAAUUUUUGGAGAGAUUUAUAGAGGGCAAGGCUUUCUAGCAUGCCUUCUCAUUUCCUGUUUAUGUUUUGCCUUGACAUUUUCUUGAAUGCCAAUAGCAACCGUUCUCACAAAUAGGAGACUAAGAGUGACCACUCUGUGACAGAAACUUCCCUUCGCCCUUUGCCUCACCCUUUCCUGCCCCAUGCCCAGACAGACACACCCUUACUCAGAGACUCAUGAUCCCCACCUUAGUCUAGCAUUGGGCCGCUACACUCCCAGGCUUGCUGGUAGGCCCACUGAGGAGGCUCAGAGAGCUAGCCCUGUACAAGUUUGAACCAGCCCCUCCAGGCAGCUCGUUGGGAGCAGAUGUGGAGUGCUCCAGGAACUUUCCUGCACCCGUCUGGCCCACUGGCUUUCAGUUCUGCUGUUUAACUGGUAGGAGGACAAAAUUAAUGGGACACUGAAGGAACCUGGUCCAUUUUUCUAGAUUCGUUUUAAGUAAAAGACAUUUUCUUCUUGGUGGAAUGGAAUAUUACAUGUCUUUUUCUUUUUUAUUUGAAGCUUUUUUAAAAAGUCUUGUUGGGGACAUUUUAAAGAAUGUCACUUGAGGAAGCAUUGAUUUUCAACUGGCAUGACAGAGUCAUCGUUUAAAAAAAAUCGGUGUUAAGUUAUAAUUUAAACUUUUAUUUGUAACCCAAAGGUCUAUUGUAAUGGAUUUCCUGAUAUCCUGCCAUUUGUACUGGUAUCAAUAUUUCUAUGUAAAAAAAAUUCUGUAUCAGAAUAAUGACGAUACUGUAUAUUCUUUGAUUUAUUUUGAUAUUAUAUCCUUAUUUUUGUCACGGCUGUCAACAGUUUUUAUUGCGAGCGAAUUUCUAUAUAGCCCUCAUCCUAAAGUCGGCAGACAUGCCAAAGCUGGUGAAGUCACCCUAACAGUACAUGCAUUUUCAUCUUGCAUCCAGGAGAGCUGUGUUUGUGUGAAUUUCAAGGUAGCACAAAAACGAAUAAAUAAACCAUGUGUACUCAAAAAGCAAAAACAAAAACGCUUUGGCGAGUGAAGGAAAGCGAAACACCCAGAUGCGAUUGUUCGAUGCAAUGGACCCGUAGGCUUGUCCUGCGAGAUCCAAUGUGCGAUGCGAGGCAUGGCAUGCGCUGGGUCUAACUGCACAGUGGCACCAAUAUGGUCUGGCCUUGAACA
Molecule: messenger RNA, 1816 nt
Organism: Apodemus sylvaticus (European woodmouse)
Lineage: Eukaryota; Metazoa; Chordata; Mammalia; Rodentia; Muridae
Gene: Prok2
Product: prokineticin 2
Exons: 3
Coding region: 129-452 (107 amino acids)
Source: RefSeq, a predicted model, not a curated record